This is a messenger RNA of Punica granatum (pomegranate), 2975 nucleotides long. NCBI's taxonomy places the organism in Eukaryota, Viridiplantae, Streptophyta, Magnoliopsida, Myrtales, Lythraceae. The record is from RefSeq and is a predicted model, not a curated record.
AAUUGGUCCAUAUAAGUUACGGAAGAAAUUAAAAAAAAAAAAAGGAUCAGAAUUAAACUAAAGUAUUAUGGAAAAUAAAGAGAAAAAGGAAAAAACAGAACUUAUACCGGGGGAUGAGGUCGCUGGCCUCUCGGACCGCCCCGGCUUUCAGGUGACCGAGAUUCAGCCCUAACGUCUGAUCUGGCCCCGCUUUUUCAAGUGGCCAGCUGUGGGUACGGGCUGCCUUCAUCGCCUAUGCCCGUUCUCGUUUCUUUCUUUUCAAAUUUUCCACGGUCAAUUUAAAAAAAAAAUUAUAAAUUUGACCUCAACUAGAAUAAUUGGCCGAAAAGAGCCCAUAUAUAUAAUUGAGAGGUAGCUAGGUAGCUCCAUGAUGCUCAUCCAGGCUUAAGUAACUCAUAUCCCGAAGAAGCAAUGCUCAAUACCAGAUUACUUUUGCUUUCUUGGGUCAUAAUUAUGGCGUUAUCAGGAUCAACUCUGCUGUUGCAGCUUGCAGCGCAAAGUAGGCCUGGUUGCAGGAGUCGCUGUGGCAACCUAAACAUCCCUUACCCUUUCGGUAUGACCGAGGGCCGAAGGGAUUGCUCGUACGGCGGAUUAUCCAAUACGUUUGUCAUCGACUGUGAUAACUCCACAGACCCACCUUCUGCUUAUAUUGCCAACAGGUCAACCGGUCUCAAUGCAGUUGAUAUCUCAAUGGACAAUCACGAGAUACGCAUCAUGAUGAAUGGAGCUCGCGAGUGUUACAAUUCAUCAGGAGCUGUGACUCGGCGGACUCGUUCAGGGAUCACGCUAGGCAUUUUCUCAGUAUCCAGUACCAAGAACAGGUUCUUCGCCGUGGGUUGUGAUACACAAGCCACACUCAAUGGAACAGAGAAUCGUGGGUUCUCAACAGGGUGCACGUUACAAUGCAAAAGCAUCACUGACGUAAUCAACGGGUCAUGUUCUGGAAUCGGAUGCUGCCAGGCCAGCUUACCUAUAAACAUGAGGACCUACGAAAUCUCCAUCAGCAGUUACGACAACCACAGGCUUGUCCAUGACUUCAACCCAUGCAGCUUCGCAUUUGUUGCUGCAAACGACUAUGACUUCAACUUCUCCACCACAUCUCUUAUGGGCAUGGCCUGGGAGAGGAUGCCUGUGGUUCUGGAGUGGGCGGUCGAGGCCAAAACUUGCGAGGAAGCCCAAAAGAACAUGACAAGCUAUAUGUGCAAGGAGAACACCAACUGUUCAGAUGCCGCCCACAGUGGAGGUUACCGUUGCCACUGCAAAGAAGGAUACCAAGGGAAUCCUUAUCUCUCUGGGCCAGACGGCUGCCAAGAUAUUGAUGAGUGCAAAACCGCAAAUCGAUGUCACAAGACAGCGUUGUGCGAAAAUCAGAUUGGAACGUACCGUUGCUACUGCCCUCACGGGUUCGAAGGGGAAGGAUAUACAAACGGAUGUGUAGCACGUCAAAAGGAGAAUAACUCUUUUGAAAUGGCUCUUGGCGUGGCCAUUGGUUGCUUGCUCCUCCUUCUUUGUGCUUCUUUGUUAGCUUUGGGACUCCGACGGAGGAAGGCAACAAAAGAGAGGGAGAAGUUCUUUAAAGACAAUGGGGGUCUUAGGUUACAAAAUCUACUCUCUCAACACCAAAGCUAUGUCGAGAUACUGAAAGUGUUCACCACCGGCGAGCUCAAACGGGCGACUGACAACUACAACGAAAGCAGAAUCCUCGGCCAAGGUGGUCAGGGAACAGUGUACAAAGGAAUCAUGAUGAACGACAGGGUUGUCGCCAUUAAGAAAGCCAGACUGCUAGACCGGAGCCAGGUGAAUGAGUUCAUCAACGAAGUAGUUGUUCUGUCACAGAUCAACCACAAGAACGUAGUUAGGCUGAUCGGGUGUUGCCUGGAGACAGAGCUGCCUCUAUUAGUUUAUGAGUUUGUAAGUAAUGGCACCCUCUCCCAACAUUUACAUGACAAUGACGGUCAAUGCUCCGCAUCAUUGUGCUCCUGGAAAGCUCGGCUACGUGUGGCGGCCGAAACAGCUGGAGCACUUUCUUACCUGCACUCAGAGGCUGCUAUCGCAAUCGUUCACAGGGAUGUUAAGAGUACCAAUAUACUCCUGGAUGAGAAUUUCACGGCUAAGGUGUCGGAUUUUGGAGCCUCCAGGCUGAUGCCGUCUGAUAAGGCUCAAUUAAGUACUCUAGUACAAGGCACGUUCGGGUACCUAGAUCCAGAGUACUUCCACUCGAGCCAGUUAACGGAGAAGAGUGAUGUUUACAGUUUUGGCGUUGUCCUUGCUGAAUUGCUCACUGGAAUGAAGGCUAUAUCUUUUGCCAAACCUGAGAAGGAGAGGACUCUGUCCUUGGUUUUCGUAUCGGCUGUGAAGGAGGACCGUUGCUUGGAGAUCAUCGACAAACGGAUUAUAAAUGAGGGGAAUGUUGAUCACAUCAGAGAAGUUGCCCUGCUAGCUAGCCGGUGUUUAAAAGUAAGAGGGCAGGACAGGCCAUCCAUGAAGGAAGUCGCACUCAAGUUAGAGGGGCUACUUAGAAAAACCAAACAGCAACCCUGGAUACAUCAAGAUCCAAGUAACUUCGAGGAAAGUGAAUACUUGCUCAGAGGCAGCCACGUUAAUUACCCUGACACUGGUCUGAUCAAUACGACAGGUUCUAGGGAUACAAUGAAAAAUCAGUUGAUACCUUUUGGCGUUGAGGAUGCAAGGUAGUCUUACCAGUUAGAACUUUUCUGCCUGUUUUAUUUAGUUUUCAUCACCCAAGAGUGUUCUGUUUUGUGUUUCUUAGUUGUUAUCGUGUCAAAUAUGCUCCAUUUAACUGCUCGUGUUUGAGUGCCUGUGUCAUGUAAUUUAUGUGCAGAGGAUUUGACCCUCAGUUUGUCUUACCAAUUCCAGCUGUAUAUAAUUCUUCUUAAGAAAGCGACCAAUCGAGUGUAAAUAUAUACUGUAUUUUUCAAGAUAGCUGAAUGAAAAAUUGUAACAUUUCUCCUCUA